AAAUGGUGUGCCAAAUGGAGCGCUUUGCGAUUUCUCCGCACUAUAUAGGGAUUGUUUCAGUUCUCUUCAUUCUGUAUUCUGGUGUUACAGCAUUUGACUUCAACUAUUGCACUGACAAGGGAAAUGGCAUAAUUGAGGAUUUUGAAAAUCUGGGAAAGUGUUACCACUGUGAAGAUGGAUUUACAUAUUAUUCUGCGUGUCAUUCAGAUUACAUCUUCAGUCCCAUGAAUUCUCAGUGCAGGAUGUCUUUAUCUGCCCCUCUACCAGAUUUUUGCAAUGAAAAGGCAAACGGUCUUUUCCAAGAUAAAGAUAACAUUGCUGGUUUUUAUAGGUGUUCCAAAGGAGUUACUAUUUACAGGAUUUGUCCAAGCCCCCUUAUUUUUAAUAACAUAUCAUUGAUGUGUGACUUUCAUUCUGGUAAUUUCAAGUUGAACGAUUAUACAGCAGUGUUAACUCAUGAUCUAGAAUACUGCAUAAAUAUGGAUGAUGGUUUCUAUUCCAAUCCUGAAGAUAACAGAGGCUUCUAUCAGUGCAAUGAAAACAGGACUUCCUAUUUUUAUUGUAGCUCAGGACUUGUUUUUAGCCUGCUGAUCACUAAUUGUGUGCUCCCAUCUACUGUUCCAAACCAGUUUUUCUGCAGUUCAUUGGAUAAUGGACAAUAUCCUGACUUGAAUAACUCAUUGUCUUUCUAUCAGUGUUUAAAUGGCUUUACUUGUUACUUGACCUGUACAGGGCUUUACAGUUCUAGCAAGUAUUCCUCAGUAUGUCAUACAUCAACAUAUACCUCUGUAUCAGUUACAACAGAAGAAAACUCGGGGUAUGAUGCAGAUUUUUGUUACCUUAAAAAAGAAGGAUAUUAUCCUGAUCCUAUGAACUAUACAAAUUUCUACCAGUGUGCAAAUGGCAACACUUAUUAUUUAAUUUGUGAAUUUGGCAGAAAUUUUAAUCCUGUUGUUCGUGACUGUACCCUUCCUUUAGAUCCCCCCAUAUUAUCAUUUUGUAUUUUGAAACCUGAUGGUUUUUACAGGGACCCAGAAAAUGACAGCUGCUUUUAUCAGUGUGACAGCUGGAUACCAAACUAUCAGAGAUGCAGUUACAAAAAAAUAUUUAACAACACUAGCUUAACUUGUGAGGUAACGCAUUAUAUACAAUCCACCACACCAGUCUCUAAAACAAUGGAUAAUCAUGAAGGAACCUAUAAGCCCAAUACAAAAAACUCUAAAGACGUAUCUAGAAGUGCUCCAUCUUUAGUGUUCUAUGACCUGGACUUCUGCAUUCAAAAACCUGAAGGGUAUUACUCUAAUCCCUUGGAUCAAGAAGGAUACUACAAUUGCGUGGAUGGAAUAACUCUGUACUACAAGUGCACAACUGGCUCCACAUAUAAUCCUUUAGUCAUUGGCUGCACCCAAAGUAUUACUACUCCCAACUAUACAUUUUGUAUUUCCAAAUCUAAUGGUAUUUACAUAGAUCCAUACAAUGAGCAAGGUUUUUAUGAAUGUAAUUUCUGGUUCGCUAAAUACCAAAAAUGUAUAUCCCCUAUGAUUUUUAAUCAUUCACUUUUAAUUUGCACUAGUUACUCAACUCUUCAAGCACCCACAACUGUUAAAAGUACAGGAACUGAGAGUCCUUUUUUAACUGCAAAAAGUAGUUCAGUUAAUACAAAUAUUGCCACGUCACUCAAAACUGCAUCUCCCCGUACUAUUAUGCCUGAAGUGCUAUACACAACUGUUUUGUCAGAAAUUGCAGGCACUAGUAUAUCAGUGAAGUUGGUGACAGUGGCUGCAUCAAAUACACAUUCCACAGAAUCAAUGAAGGUAAAUAAUACAAGAGGCAUGAUCAAACCAACCACAGGAGAAUCAACAAAAGUAGAAAGAAGCUCAUCAAAGAUGGUAUCUACAUCUAAAAUGCUGUCAAUCACAAUUAUGGAGCAUCUUACAGGAAAGAAGCGCACUACCACUGUUGAACCAAAUGUAGCCCUUACUUACACUGUCAGUAUUAAAAAAAAUUCUGUGGGAGAAACUGUUUUAUCAAACAAAACAGGUGCAUCUGGGACCACUGUGCCUCAAUGGAAAAGAAUAGAACCAACUGUGCCAGAAUCUCCCAAAGCAGGAGCAAGGGUAACCACUACGUCUUGGACAAUCGGCACAUCAUUCACCUCAGCUGAUAAAUUACUGACAAGUGAUUUAAAGGAAUUAAGCAAAAUGACCACAGUUGAAAUGACAAUGGAAGAGAGAUUACCACCAAAGAUUAAUUCAGCAUUUACAAAUAAGCUGACAGCAACAACCUUGAAAUUAUCUCAGCCAAGUGAAAGCUCAACAACACUUAACUCAAAAGGGGCAACAGCAGUUCCUUUUAUAAAUACUAAGAAUAUUUUUAUUAGAACAACUAAUAUUCUGUUGCAUUCAGAUGGUACAAGUGGCUCUACUGGAACUCUGGUACAAAGCACAAAACCUAUUUUGUCAGAAUCUCAAGGAGUAAGCUCCAUUAUAAAAUAUUGGACAAUGAUGACGUCAUUCAGACCUGUGACUAAACUGAAGCUUACAAAAGAAAUAACUGAUAAAUCCAUGGUGGAUCCAACGAUGUUGAAGAGAAGGAUGACUUCACUAUUUGAGCAUAAAUUGCUGGGAACAACCAUGGAGUCCCUUCAAGGAGAUGGACAUUCAACUGCUAUUCAGCACAGUGAAGGAACUUCAAGGCUUUCUUUAAAUGAUGGAAAUACUUCUACUGGAACAACUAACUCUCCCUCAUACCACACUAGUUCUCAUGGCUCAAUUGUAUUGCAUAUGCAAAACACGGACCCUGCUGUGUCAAUAGCACAAAGAGCAAGGGUAACAAUGACACCAUUUACUUCUGCUGCUAAACUGUUAAUGGUGAAUAUUACAGAGAAUGUGGCCAAAAUAACCCAAGUUGAAACAAGAAAACUAGAGAGAACUUCAUUCAAAAUAACAUCGGCACCUGCAAGUAUCUUAGAUAAAACCACAGAAUUACCUAAGCACAACAGAAGUUCAGCGACUGUUAUAUCAAGUAGAUCAACAGAAAGUAAUUUUAUUAGUACUGAGAAUAUUUUAGUUGAAGCAGCUAAUGCUGUUUCACAUCAGAAUGGUUUUUCAAGCAGCACUGUGACUCAAGCCUUAAGCACAAAACCUACUGUGUUAGAAUCUGUAGGGGCAAGAUUAACUAUGAAAUCGUACACAAAUAGUGCAGAAGGUAAAUUUGUGACUAACUUGAUGGGUGUAAAUGUUACCAAAAAAAUGGUUGAAACAAACCCAUUGGAAACAACAAGAGAGAAAAGCCCACUGAAGAUGACUUCAUCAUCUGCAAACCUAUUGCGUGUAAAAAACAUAGUGUCCAAUCAAAGAAAAGGACAUUCAACCACUAUUCAGGCAAGGAGAGUGACUGCAGCUCCUUUUCCAUACAGUUUGGCUACUUUCAUGGGAACAGCUAAUAAUAUCCUGUUGCGCCAAACUGGUUCUCCAAGCGCAGUUGCUCUUGAACAAAACCUGUGGUAUGAUGCAGAUUUUUGUUUGUCUAAAAAAGAUGGAUAUUAUCCUGAUCCUAUGAACUAUACAAAUUUCUAUCACUGUGCAAAUGGCAACACUUCUUAUUCAGUCUGUGAAUUUAGCAGAAAUUUUAAUCCUAUUGUUCAUGACUGUACCCUUCCUUUAGCUCCCCCAAUAUUAUCAUUUUGUAUUUUGAAACCUGAUGGUAUUUACAGGGAUCCAGAAAGUGACAGCUGCUUUUAUCAGUGUGACAGCUGGAUACCAAACUAUCAGAGAUGCGGUUUCCAAAAAAUAUUUAACAACACUAGCUUAACUUGUGACAUAAUGCGUUCUGUACAGUCCACUGCAUCAUUUUCUGAAAAUAAUGGAUAG
Molecule: messenger RNA, 3872 nt
Organism: Polypterus senegalus (gray bichir)
Lineage: Eukaryota; Metazoa; Chordata; Cladistia; Polypteriformes; Polypteridae
Exons: 3
Coding region: 3-3872 (1289 amino acids)
Cellular component (GO): extracellular region
Molecular function (GO): chitin binding
Source: RefSeq, a predicted model, not a curated record